ACCCUAUAUUCAUAAUAAAGGAGAAAACGAGAAGCUCAUGUCAUAAAUGAGUGGCGCUCAUCAUCGGCACCGAAACACGGUCCUACUCACGAGGGGAUUCUGUUUACUCUGUGUAAGAAUCACGUGUCUUGGAUGAUGAAGAUUGACCUUUCCGUUUCAAAGAGCGAAGAUGACUCGUAGAAUUCAACAGAGAAACUUAAAUCGACACAGAGCAAAAACUCACCUUCGACGACCCCAGUGGCCGCGCGAGAAAACAUGAAUCUGUGUUGCUGCACUCCUUCGUCGAUGCUUCACGUGCAUUCCCUUGCGUCGACGAAGACCGACGUUACUCCGCGCUCUUGUGUUGCUAAUCGAGACGACAAUGAAGAUCUGAGAUGAGCUUCGGUUCGCGUGUGAUGAGGCUCACUUCUACUUUUUUGUUUCGGUUUUCUGUUUUGCUAUGGAGGUUCUUGCUUCCUCUAUGUCAGUUGGUUCAUUUUUCUUGCAGGUUAUUGGUUCAGAAGUUAUUCUGUUGAAAGGUGGUUGGUUAAAGAUUGGAGGAGGAAGUGAGAAGAAGCUUGGUUGAAGGUUGUGCAGAAUGAAGAAGAUAGAAGGUAAUGAAAUGGAAUGAGAGUCUUUCUUCUGAACUGUGAAGGUGAAAACUCAACAUUGGUUCAGUGGAGUUCCAGAUUCUUCAUUCUAUUAUGACAGUUAGAGGUGACUUUAAUAAUUUGUUAGAAGUUGGUUAAUGGAUGUAGAUGGAGUUCAAUCCUGAUUCUGUUUCUGUUUGAUUCUGGUUUUUCGAGGUCCUUUCGUUAGGUUCAGAAGGGUGAUGUCGUUAUGUUGAAGUUUUUGAUGCCGUUAGUCGUCGGUUCAGUUCUCAAGUACAUUAGGUGUAAGCAAGAAUAUCAGAGGGAUCUCUAAGGGAAUCAGAUGUUCUGGGCCCGUUGGAAGAAGAAAUUGGGUAAAACAGUAGUCCUGAUACGACCAUCCGUGUUGCCCAACACUGGCCGUGUCAGGAGAGGAAAUCCAAGAGAAGAAAACAGGGAGCUGACAUGGGUGCCCGUGUCAGCUGACAUGGCCCGUGUCAGCCUCCCUGGAGGGGCGUGUCAAGACCACUUUACCAGACAGCCAACACGGCCUGUCGUGUUGCUUGACACGACCAUUGUUGGCUUGGACACUUCAUUUUCCAGUUUUUGCUGUAUUUUGGCACGACUGAUCCCAUAAGGCAUUUUGGACUUUUGCUACAUCAAAUUAGUGAUCAAGAACUAUUUAGGGGGUUUUUGAAUAUGAAGAAGAGGACUUUUCACGAUUACAGAUUAGAGACGAUAAAGAUUGAAGCGGUCAAAAGCGUCGAAGAACGGAAAUCCUUCAAGAACGGAUGCGAUUGAAGAUCAACGGAAUUCCAAUCCUUUUGUAAUGUCUCGUUUUUAUUUUGUAUCUUAUUUGAAUAAUAUUAGAGGCUAAACCCCCCAAUUCCAGGGUGUGUGUCCCUGAAUUGAUCAUGUAAUGACUUUGAAUUUAUGAUUUUUUCAUUUGAAGCUUGGAUCAUGAUGAAGUUUGAGGUGGAAGUUUGGAAAAUCAAACAUAUUUGAAAAUUUUCUAAAUCCCAAGUCAAAUGUUCAUUUGUUCCACCUUGAAUAACGUUUUCUAUGGACUUCAAAUGAGAAAAGCUCCUUCAUAAAAGUUGUAGACAUUUCAAAGCUAAUAAAUUUAGUCACAAAUUUGACCUCAUUUGGAUUUGGCAUGAAAGAGUUAUCCAUUUUAGAAGUUAAGGAAAAUCACUUGUUCAAUGGUAUUGACCCAAAAUGACCUAUAAUGUUUCCUCUUGGCACAUGCAUUUGCAAGUUGAAUUUGAACUUCCUCCAAACAUAAAAGUUAAAGUAGACAGAUUGAAUUUGAUCAUGAAUUUUUAAUGGCUUUCAUAUCAUAAUAAAUGAUCAAGUUAUGGUCUUGUGAAGUUGACCUCCAAACUAGGGUUCAGACAAAAUGACCUAUAAUCUGUCACCAUAAAAAAUGACUUUCCAAGCAAAAAUAGCUCUAGAUUUAAAUAUGAAAGUUGUUUGAAAUGUCAUUUUGAGUAACAUUUCUCUUGGAAUAAUUUUCAUAUGAUACAAAUUGUAGGAGAUAGGGUCUAGGGAACCCCAAAUUUGACCAGUUGACUUUCUCUAGUCAACCACCAAGAACCAUCUUGCUAGCUUGAUAUUCUCUUGAUUUUUGAGGCUCAUGGAGGAUCAUAUAUGCAUAAGAUGAUGUAAUGUGAAGUAUCCCUUGAAAUAUUUGAUCAAUUGUUGAAGAAACUUGUUGAAGAAGUUACACAAGAUACCCAAAUGGAUUAAGGUUUCCAAGGUAAACAAACUCCAAACUCUUGAUGAUUUCUUGAUCAAAAUAACUUCUGAAGAUCAUGGGGAUCCAUAUAUGAUGUCUAGAAUCAAUUUGAACUAUCUCUUGAUCGUGCUUCUUGCAUUGAGGGUCUCAAAGCCUAAAUGUGAGCUUGUUAGAGCAUAGGUAAACACACACACUACCUACAAAAGCAACAAACUAUACAUUGACAUAUUUUUGGUAUUUUGGUUAGUAAACAAAGAAAAGAUGAAGUAUGAUACAAUAAAAUAUGCUUGGUGAUCUCUCCCAAUGCAAACCCAAUGAAUGAGAGGUAAGGAGGAUGCCAAGGUGUGAUCCCAAUGCUAAUGCAUAUGAUGAGAUAAUAUGAGGGAUCUUAGGGUCAAAAUUGGGGUCUUACAGUUGCCCCUAUUUAAUGACGUUCUAGCUGAGGCGAUGAAGGUUAAAAUCUUCGUAUCGACUCAGUAGAAUGGACUUAAAUAACAACAAUAGAUACAAUUUUUGGCCCAUAAGAGACCUCCUGAUGCAUAUGAUAUGAAUGUUAAAAUUAAACUCUAUGGGGAAUGAGUUACCACAAAGGAAAAGAAUCCGGAGCGACUGAAAGUCCACAGGAGCAUAACGCAUCCCAUAAGGAAAACUCACUGGGGAGACAAAGACUCUGGGGGAUAAAAGGUUGUGUGUAAGCCAGGAUACGACUUAAAACUGCUGGGGGAUACGAGGGAUUCCAUGAAAAUAAAUCAAUGGAAAGACUCAACCGGGGGAUAAAAAGAAAUCUGGAGGGGAAACAGGUAUAUCAGAACAAAAUUGAAAUACUUGAACCAAACUGGAAACGACGAUUUCACUAAGGAAAUACGCACUUGAACUCAACUGGGGAAGAAAAGAUUUUCAACACCGAAGUACCAGAAGUAUAUUAUCCAUUACCGGUUACUGGGUAAGAAGAUAACAUAAUCUGACAGGGAAGAUAUCCGUUACCGGUUAGGGAAAAUAUAUCAAGGAUGACUAGCUAAGGGCGACAAAAGGUGUAUUUAUUACCGAUUACUGGGUAAGAAUAACCUAUUGGGGAAAGGCCAAAUAGGAUUUACAACUACCAGUUACUGGGUAGAAGACCAAAAAAAGAGAAUAUCCGUCACCGGUUAAAGUGAACAUAUCAAGGAUAGACUCGAAGGGAAGAAUAUUCAUCAUCAGUUAAGAUGAACAUAUCAAGGAUAAACUGUCGGGGAAAAGUAGGAAUUACAUCUAUCCGUUAUUGCAUAGAAUACUGAAAAGAGAAUAUCCAUCACUGGUUAGGAUGAACAUAUCAAGGAUAGACUCUGAGGGGAGAAAUAAGAAUUAUAUCUAUCAUUUACUGGAUAGAAAACCAAAUGAGAGUAUCUGUCACCGGUUAGGAUGAACAUAUCAAGGAUAGACUCUACAGGGGGGAAACAUGAUUUACAACUACCAGUUACUGGGAAGAAAAUCGAAAGAGAGCAUCUGUCACCGGUUAGGAUGAACAUAUCAAGGAGUAACCCUCUGGGAAUGAAAUAGGGAUUACUGUUGGUUCUAUGUGUUGGCAGCAAUUUCGGUAAAACCUAGAGUGUUUACAAGUUGUCACAAGUGUUGUCUUGACAUAAGAUAACAUGUACCUGUAAGGUGUUUAAAAUGUGAAUAUGUAGGAUUUUACUGAGAUGUCAGACCCGAUGUCAUGACAUCUGUAUACAAAACAUUCAGUCUGAAUGUUAUGUAUUAUGUAAUUGCGUUUUUUAUGCUAAUCUAUGUGUGAUUGAUGAGAUGAUUGAAUGAGCCCUUAAUCAGUAAUUACAACCAGAUUGACUUAUUUUCCAAUAAGAUAUAAUCAGCUGUCAUGAGAAGAUAUGAACGGAAAAUACUUUUAGGGUUUUAUGAUGUCCAAGCCCAGCCAAACACUUCUAUAUAAAGGACAUGGAAAACCUGGUUUUAUACACAAGAAAUAACGAACGAAAUAUUGAGAGAGAAUAAGGGUUUGAGUCUUGUGUGGUAGUGUGUAUUGUAAGCCAUUCAUUCAUCCAUAGAUGAUUGAAUUAGACUGAUUUUUGAGUUGUAAUUUGUCCACUCUAAGCUUUGAAGCAUGAGCGUGUGUUUACUUGAUUGAAGCUUUUAAGCAAGAUCAAGUAUGUGUCUUUGAAGGGUGUCUUCUUUUUAUUGUAAUUCUUGUUUUAUAUCACUGCUGUGAUUGAGGGGGAGUGAGUAGGAUCUCAUAUCUAAGAGUUCUUAGGUAGAAGUCACACGGGUAGAGAUUAAGUGAAAAGACUGUAACUUGAAGUUGUUUACUGAGAGUCUUUGAAGUGAUUCUGUUUAGUGGAUUUCCUUCCUGGCUUGGUAGCCCCCAGACGUAGGUGAAUUUGUACCGUACUGGGUUAACAAAUGCUUGUGUCUCUUGCAUUACUGUUCUUUAUCUUUUAUCCUGUUUGUAUUGUUCAGAUAUUAGUGUCGUGACAUUACCUUCGACAUCUCAUAUCUGAUACCAGAAUUUCAAUUGGUAUCAGAGCAGGCAUCCUGCUCUGGUUCUGGGUGAGAUCUAGGGACGUUACUUUCUGGUACUCUGGAUAGAGACGGAAGAUCUGUUCACAGACCACCUAUUCUGGAUGGAUCCAACUAUGACUACUAGGAACCUCGAAUGGUAGCCUUCCUAAAAUCUUUGGAUAAUAAGGCUUGGAAGGCUGUUUUAACAGGCUGGGAACAUCCAGUUAUUACUAAGGAAGGAAAAGCUACAAUUGAUAAGAAGGCUGAGGAACAAUGGACCAAGGAGGAGGAUGAUCUAGCCCUUGGGAACUCUAAAGCAUUGAAUGCUAUAUUCAAUGGAGUAGAUAAGAACAUCUUCAGAUUGGUAAACAACUGUGAGGUGGCUAAAGAUGCAUGGAAUAUUCUCAAAACCACUCAUGAAGGCACCUCUAGAGUGAAGAUGUCUAGACUGCAGCUGCUCACUACCAAGUUUGAAAAUUUGAGGAUGAAAGAAGAUGAAAAUAUUCAUGAAUUUCAUAUGAAUAUCCUUGAAAUUGCUAAUGCCUCAGGAACCCUGGGUGAGAAGAUGUCAGAUGAAAAACUAGUGAGGAAAAUACUCAGGUCACUUCCUAAGAGAUUUACCAUGAAAGUGACUGCCAUAGAAGAGUCUCAAGAAAUUUCCAAUAUGAGAGUUGAUGAGCUAAUUGGAUCCCUCCAAACAUUUGAGUUAGGAAUGUGUGAUGGAUCUGAAAAGAAAGUCAAAAGCAUAACCUUCAUGUCAAACACUGAAGAUAUAGAGGAAGAAAGUGGUCAAGAUACUGAUGAAGAUAUGGCAAAUGAUGUAGCAUUACUGGGAAGAUAAUUCAACAAACUUCUGAAAAAGAUGGAUGUAAGGUCUAAGUCUAAUGUCAAGAACAUCUCAUCUGACAUUAGUAGGUCCAAUAAUGCUGGAAGAAGAACAAGAUCUGAUGAAAAGUCCAAAGAAGGAAAAUGAGUUCAGUGCCAUGAAUGUGAUGAGUAUGGACACAUUAGAGCUGAAUGUGGGACCUACCUCAAGAAACAGAAGAAGAGUCUUGCUGCUACUUGGUCUGAUGAAAGUGAAACAGAAGAGUCUGCAAAUCUUGUGACUGCCUUGACUGGAAAAUGGGGUUCUGAUGAAGACUCAAGUGAUGAUGAAGUAACCUUUGAUUAGCUAGCCACUACCUACAGAAAGUUGUGUCACAGAAGUGAAGAAGUGUAUCAACAAGUUGAAAGUAAGAAGAAAGUGAUUAUACAACUGGAGAAUGAGAAGGCAUAACACUUGGAAACCAUCUCUAAGUUGAAAACUGAAGUAGUGUUCUUGAAUUCCAAACUGGAUGAGAUGACAAAGUGUGUCAGAAUGCUAAACAAUGGAUCUGACACCUUAGACAAAAUUCUCCAGACUGGACAAAUGGCAGGAGACAAGUCUGGCCUUGGGUUCAAUGAAUCCAAACCUGAGUGCAGUCACACUGGGAGCAAACCAAAGAUGUCACAUCAUAUGUCACAACAUCAUAAGGGAAGACAACAGAAAGGGAAACAUCAAAGAUGGAUAUGUCAUUACUGUGGAAAAUUUGGCCACAUAAAACCAUUCCGCUAUAAGUUGUAUGGCUAUCCUAGUCCUUCUCAUCAUCAACCUAGACCCAAACAUCACAUACCUGUCAACAGAAAACAAUGGGUUCCUAGGACUGGUGUCACAAACCUGAUAGCUCACACUUCCUUCAGAGUUUCAGCCAAAGAAGACUGGUAUUUUGACAGUGGGUGCUCCAGACACAUGACUGGAAACAAAAAUCUGCUAACUGACCUUCAUCCUCAUGCCACCAGCUAUGUAACCUUUGGUGAUGGAUCAAAGGGUGAAAUCAAGGGGAUUGGUAAGCUAAACUGCCAUGGAGUCCCUAACCUUGACAAUGUCCUACUUGUUACGGGACUGACUACAAACCUAAUAAGCAUCAAUCAACUAUGUGACCAAUGUCUAACUGUAAACUUCACAAAACUGAAUGUCUGAUUAUUAAUAAAGAAAAUGAAGUGAUCAUGAAAGAAGUCAGGUCUAAGGACAACUACUAUAUGUGAAGUUCUCAAGAAACUGGUUAUUCAUCAAUGUGUACUCUAGCCAAAGAAGAAGAAGUGAAGAUAUGACAUCAAAAGUUGGGCCAUCUACAUCUUAAAGGAAUAAGAGGAUUAUAUCUGUUGAAGCUCUCAGAGGAAUUCCAAACUUGAAGAUUGAUGAAGGAAAAGUGUGUGGGGAGUGUCAGAUUGGAAAACAGACAAAGAUGUCACAUCAGAAGCUCAGACAUGACACCACUUCCAGAGUGUUGGAACUUCUCCAUAUGGACUUGAUGGGACCCAUGCAGGUGGAAAGUCUUGGUGGGAAGAAGUAUGCUUAUGUAGUGGUGGAUGAUUUCUCCAGAUACACCUGGGUCAGUUUUAUAAGAGAAAAAUCUGAUGUAUUUGAAGUCUUCAAAGAUCUUUGUCUAAGACUUCAAAGAGAAAAAGAAAGUCAGGUUAUCAAAAUCAGAAGUGAUCAUGGGAAGGAAUUUGAGAACAACAAAUUUGCUGGAUUCUGUGCAUCAGAAGGAAUUAGUCAUGAGUUCUCAUCUCCCAUUACUCCUCAGCAAAAUGGUGUGGUAGAAAGGAAAAAUAGAACUCUCCAAGAAUCAACCAGAGCUAUGAUUCAUGCUAAGAAAUUGCCCUACCACUUUUGGGCUGAAGCUAUGAACACAACCUGCUAUGUUCACAACAGAGUAACCUUGAAGAAAGGGACUCCUACUACUUUAUAUGAAGUCUGGAAAGGGAGAACACCUAUAAUCAAAUACUUCAAUGUGUUUGGUAGUAAAUGUUAUAUCUUGACUGAUUGUGAACAAAGAAGGAAGAUGGAUCCCAAGAGUGAUGAAGGAAUAUUUCUGGGCUACUCAACAAACAACAGAUCAUUUAGAGUCUUUAAUUUCCAGAACAAAAGUAAUGAUGAAAUCUAUCAAUGUUGUGGUUGAUGAUCAGCAGACUGAUGUCACAGACGAUGUUGAGACAUCCCUAAAUGAUCCCCCAGCUGAUUUCCCAGACAAAAGUAAUGAGAGUGAACUCACUCAAGCUGAACUUGAAGCUGACAAAAUUAAUAAGGGACCCUCUAUCAGAAUUCAGAAGGAUCAGCCUAAAUAUCUCAUUAUAGGAGACCCAAAUAAAGGGGUCACAACUAGAUCAAGGGAAGUAAUCUCACAUGGCUGUUUUGUGUCCAAGAUUAAGCCUAGGAAUAUCAAGGAAGCCUUGACUGAUGAGUUCUGGGUCAAUGCCAUGCAGGAAGAGUUAGGCCAAUUCAAGAGAAAUGAAGUAUGGGAACUGGUUCCAAGACCUGAAGGAAUAAAUGUCAUUGGAACAAAGUGGGUGUACAAGAAUAAAUCUGAUGAACAAGGGGUGGUUACUAAAAAUAAAGCAAGAUUAGUAGCACAAGGAUACACUCAAGUUGAAGGAGUUGACUUUGAUGAAACAUUUGCCCUUGUAGCUCGCCUUUAGUCCAUUAGACUAUUGCUUGGAGUGGCAUGUAUUAUGAAGUUUAAACUGUUCCAAAUGGAUGUAAAAAGUGUCUUCUUGAAUGGCUACUUAAAUGAGGAAGUAUAUGUUGAACAACCUAAAGGAUUUACAAAUCCAAAUCUUCCAAAGCAUAUGUACAAGUUGAGGAAAGCCCUUUAUGGUUUGAAACAAGCUCCUAGGGCUUGGUAUGAUAGACUCACAGUGUUCCUCACUAACAAUGGAUAUAGGAAGGGAGGCAUUGACAAGACCCUAUUUGUUAAGAAUGAAGGAGGAAAACUCAUGAUGGCUCAAAUAUAUGUGGAUGAUAUUAUGUUUGGUGGGAUGUUAGAUCAGAUGGUCGAACAUUUUGUUAAACAAAUGCAGUCUGAAUUUGAAAUGAGCCUUGUUGGAGAGCUGACCUAUUUUCUUGGGCUACAAGUCAAGCAGAUGGAAGAUUCUAUCUUUCUAUCUCAAAGCAAAUAUGCCAGAAACAUUGUUAAGAAGUUUGGCAUGGAGAAUGCAAGUCAUAAAAGGACACAUGCUCCUACACAUCUGAAAGUCUCCAAAGAUGAAAAUGGUGUUAGUGUAGAUCAAAGUCUCUACAGAAGCAUGAUAGGAAGUCUGCUAUAUCUCACAGCAAGCAGACCUGACAUUGCUUUUGCUGUAGGUGUUUGUGCUAGAUAUCAAGCUGAACCAAAAGUCAGUCACAUAAACCAAGUGAAAAGGAUACUGAAAUAUGUCAAUGGCACCAGUGACUAUGGGAUGUUAUAUACUCAUGGAUCUGGAUCUAUGCUGACUGGAUACUGUGAUGCUUACUGGGAUGGAAGUGCUGAUGAUAGGAAAAGCACAUCAGGAGGAUGUUUCUUCUUGGGGAACAACUUAAUAUCAUGGUUUAGUAAGAAACAAAAUUGUGUGUUUCUGUCCACUGCUGAAGUUGAAUACAUAGCAACUGGAAGUAGUUGUUCUCAAUUGGUUUGGAUGAAACAGAUGCUGACUGAAUACAAUGUCACACAAGAUGUCAUGACAUUGUACUAUGACAACCUGAGUGCUAUAAAUAUUUCUAAGAAUCCUAUUCAGCACAGCAGGACAAAACACAUUGAUAUUCGUCAUCAUUUUAUUAGAGAACUAGUGGAAGAGAAAAUCAUAGCCAUGGAGCAUGUUACUAUUGAAAUGCAAUUAGCUGACAUAUUUACAAAGGCUUUGGAUGCUAAUCAAUUUGAAUGUCUAAGAGGGAAAUUAGGGAUUUGUAUAUAUGAGAAUUUAUAGCAAUUAAUUUGGAGUGGAAAAGGUAAUAAAAAUAUUGUCUGCCCACUUAAAAGAAAGUGCCCCAUUUAUGGUCAAUCAUCACCUAGUAUUGGAACUUCCAUCUAUAACAUUUUCACACGCGACCUCUGCUCUAACACUUCCACCUUCCUUCAACUUCAUCAACCUUCUCUGCUAGGGCAACAUAAACCAUUCCAUAAGAUCAACAAGAUGUCACAACAUCCUUCACCUUCUGGUUCUAAAAACACCAAAACUGCGCACAAAGCUAGAACACCCUUUAUGGACUUUCUUAAUGAAGACAUUUUGGAAGUGAUUGCCCUGUCAGUCAUCCCAGGUGACGCUCCUGGUCCAUCCUCCACUGCAGGACAUACUCAAGGUAAUAGUUCUGAUAACCCUAGCUCUAAGGAUGACAUGCAUCAUACUGAUCGUGUCAUUAGAAAUCUUGCACGA
Messenger RNA from Lathyrus oleraceus (garden pea), 10005 nucleotides. RefSeq lists its product as uncharacterized. NCBI's taxonomy places the organism in Eukaryota, Viridiplantae, Streptophyta, Magnoliopsida, Fabales, Fabaceae. Bases 8329 to 9558 code for a protein of 409 amino acids. The transcript has 3 exons. The record is from RefSeq and is a predicted model, not a curated record.